Lepisosteus oculatus (spotted gar) is the source of this 4865-nucleotide messenger RNA. It is a transcript of the gene chrna6, whose product is annotated as cholinergic receptor, nicotinic, alpha 6. Gene Ontology annotation, cellular component: neuron projection; synapse; postsynaptic membrane. NCBI's taxonomy places the organism in Eukaryota, Metazoa, Chordata, Actinopteri, Semionotiformes, Lepisosteidae. The record is from RefSeq and is a predicted model, not a curated record. Gene Ontology annotation, molecular function: transmembrane signaling receptor activity; acetylcholine-gated monoatomic cation-selective channel activity. Gene Ontology annotation, biological process: regulation of membrane potential; monoatomic ion transmembrane transport; signal transduction.
UUUAAGAAGACCGAGAGAGAGGUUGUGCCUGAGGGGUGGGACAACAUGAACUUAUCAGUAUCAGAGAGCGCUCCAUCAGCCGCUCACCAAGAUUGCUACUGUACAUCCCCGCCUGUAUUCUCAUCUGCUUCCAGCAAAAUACUCUUUUGACUCAUUCCACGCUAGAUGAAUUCUACGGGGAAAUCAACUUUACUCCUUCUUUUUGUGUUUUUGAUAACGAAAGACUGCUUCUCAUCCAAAGGUGAAGACAGGUUAUUCAGGAGACUCUUCCGGCGCUACAACCAGUUCAUAAGGCCAGUAGAAAAUGUAUCUGACCCAGUGACAGUGGAGUUCGAAGUAUCCAUUUCACAGCUGGUCAAAGUAGAUGAAGUAAAUCAGAUAAUGGAAACCAACCUAUGGCUGCGACAUAUUUGGAAUGACUACAAGUUAAAAUGGAUUCCUGCAGAAUUUGACGGAAUUGAAUACAUACGUGUUCCAUCCAAUAAAAUAUGGAGGCCUGAUAUUGUGCUUUACAAUAAUGCUGUUGGAGACUUUCUUGUAGAAGACAAAACAAAGGCUUUGUUGAAAUAUGAUGGGACAGUGACCUGGGUGCCGCCCGCCAUUUUUAAAAGUUCUUGCCCCAUGGACAUCACUUAUUUCCCCUUUGACUACCAAAACUGCUCCAUGAAAUUUGGCUCCUGGACAUACGACAAAGCUAAAAUCGAUUUGGUCUUGAUUGGCUCUAAAGUCAACCUGAAAGAUUUCUGGGAAAGCGGGGAGUGGGAGAUUAUCGAUGCCCCGGGCUACAAACAUGACAUCAAGUACAACUGCUGUGAGGAAAUCUACCCAGACAUAACGUACUCCUUUUACAUCCGGAGGCUGCCUCUCUUCUACACCAUCAACCUGAUCAUCCCCUGCCUCCUCAUCUCUUUCCUCACAGUGCUGGUCUUCUAUCUUCCCUCAGACUGUGGCGAGAAAGUCACCUUGUGCAUUUCCGUUCUGCUCUCCUUGACUGUGUUCCUACUUGUCAUCACAGAAACCAUCCCCUCCACGUCUUUGGUAAUCCCACUCAUAGGUGAAUAUCUGCUGUUCACCAUGAUAUUUGUCACUCUUUCGAUUGUGAUCACCGUCUUCGUCCUGAACGUCCACUACAGGACACCCAUGACGCACACCAUGCCAGUCUGGGUGCGUUCGAUUUUCCUCGGCGUCCUGCCCAGGAUAAUGUUCAUGAGACGACCCUUGGACCCGCAAACGCCAAAGGGCGGCUCUAAAAAGAGGAAAAACAGCGCAUCUCAACAGGGGGCUAUGAACUGCCUAGAAUACGGAGAGAACAAACUGCCCAAAGAUCAAAAGAAAUGUCUGUGUCAGCAUCCUAAAGAGCCCUCAGAGCCUGAUACCAGUAAGCUGAGCCGACAGCUGAGCCCCCAGUCUAUCAAUACUGUGCUUGCGUUCUCUGUUGUCUCUCCAGAAAUUAAACAGGCAAUCGAAAGCGUCAAAUACAUUGCGGAGAACAUGAGGAGCAGGAACAAAGCCAAAGAGGUGGAAGACGACUGGAAGUAUGUGGCCAUGGUUAUUGACAGGAUUUUCCUUUGGGUAUUUGUAUUGGUCUGUGUUUUGGGAACACUGGGCUUGUUCCUCCAGCCUCUUAUUGGCUUCUUUAAAUAAUUCGCCAUUGUUUGUAGUACCAAACAUUGCACGAGAACCACCGGAUCAGUAAACCUGAAUUUGUGUUGUACAUUAAGUCACUUUAGAACAUUUUAAAACAGAUUUGUAUAUUGAGCUAUUUUUCCCCUUGAACAGAUUUGAAGCCUUUAAACUGCUUAGCAGUAAGAUGCAUUUUAGAAUAAAAAGAAAUACAAGAAAGAAAAAAACAGAUUACUCAGGGUGUUUUAUUCAAGAGAAGUCUUGCACUGUAGUACAGUUUGUCACUUUUCUUAAAGGAAAACCACCUUCAUUGAAGAGCUGUUAGUAAUCAGAAAACCUAAACUAAAGUGUUUUAUUUAAAAAAUACAAACGAUUCUUGUUUGCUGGUUUUGUGAUUCCCACUGUGGAUGCAAGUUACACACAUUUCUUUGGUGUCCAGUCUGUUAUAUCCAGCCUGGCCAUUGUAUUGGAUUAUUUUUCAAGCAAAACCUUUUGAUGUAUCUGAUCCAGCAUGAAAUUAGCUAUUAGUAAGAAGCAUCUCAUUUUGCACUGUUUAAACACAUUUAGUGUUAGACUCAAGUUCAUGUUACAGGAACAUCAAGCUGGACACCCUGAAGCUAAUUCAACAGCCACGAUCUUUGUCUGUCAUUAUCUUGGCAUCAUCCAUAAAAGGCUCUGUGCAAACUAAUUUCCUUGCUGCAGAGAAAUCUGAAAUUUGAGGCCUAAUUUGUAUACUCAUGACAUCUUUGUUUUAUUUUCUUUUAAACAAUAUAUAUAAUUAUAUUUAUUUCUUAUUAGUGGCUAUGCUGUUCUUAAAGGUACCUUAUAGGACACUCAAAGAUAAAAUAUAGAAUUCAUUUUAAGAUUAAGAUUCUUAUUCUCUUAUUUCUUAUUUUGUUGGUAAUUUUCUUCACAUUCACAACUUCUCUCGCAAUUUAGCUAUACAAUCUCAAAAUAUUUCAUCAGUCUCAUUCAAAACCCUAUAGCAUUCCGCUCCCCAGUUGUUUUUAAAAUGGUUAUUAAUUACAUUAAUUAAAUGAGUGUGUCUAGAAAUAUACAGUAUCAAAUACAUUGAUACUUCUAAAUUGUGACCAAAAACAUUUCUUUAUGAAAUGAUGAAACCACAUCAUGUACAGCAAAACAUGCAAUACAUAUUCAAGAUUUAACAUUUUUGAUUAGAUAUUCAUUGAUCUUUAAUGAGAAGAAUUUCCAAUUAAUAAUGCUGGAACUGCAGAUUUAAGUUUGUGAAAUGUAUAAUGAACAAGCAGAGGUUAAUUCCAUUCUAAGAAGUGUAAAAAAAGAAGAAUAAAAUCAUAUUUUAGCUGUGGAGACUUCUGCAGGCAGGUGAAAGCAUAUUCAUUCCCAGCAGAAGUCUUCUCAUGCCUGAAAAAGGCUUUGCAGCCAAAAUAUUGUGUUAUUUUAUUCUCAUGCUGAUGAAGGUCCCUACUCUAAUAAGCAGAAAUAUUUUCUCAGGAGACUGAUUACUGUUUGCAUUAGAGGAAAACAGCCACCCGACCAAACACUUACUGUAGCUGCAUGUACUGUAGCAAAAAGCACAAAAAGUUCAUGUUGCAACUGACAUGAUAGGUCAUUUAAAAAAACUAAUAUUAAUAAUAGAUUUUGGAUCUUCCCAAAGAGCUUUUCACAGUGUAAAUGUAGAAGUUUUGUAACCAAAAAGUUGUUGGUUCCAAGUGCAAUCCUUGCGCCACAAAGUAAAAAAGGCACUUCAGCACAGCACAGUAAUGUGUACUAAAACUCUCCAUUUAUGGCUCAGUAAAAUUUUUAUUGCCAGUGAAGGCAGAAUUGUUUUUCACAUUCACAUUCAAAAACACAUUUAUGUUUUUCAGAGUGGAAGAAUAACUCUGGAGUCUCAGGUGAUGAAUGCAUGUACAAUUCGAAUACUGUAAUUUGUUUCUAGACAACAUUGCUCUAACUGGAGCCCUCCAUUCACCCUAUCACAGGAACAGCUCCUUUCCAUGGUAGCCUCUCUGUUCUGUUUCUAUUUUAUUCUGGUUGGGUGGUUUGUCAAGAAACUAAAACCAGAAAUGUUUAAGGGGAGUAAAGAGUGAUUUGUAGUCCAAGUACAUAAAAUAAAUUGUAUACAAAGGCAUUUCUGAUCAAGGAUAAAAUAUUUUUACUGGAUAUUAAAUAGUACCUAAGAAUUUGUUAAAUACUACGGGGACAUGGAGGCUGUCAGGAGAAAACAAAAUUAAUAACAUUACAUUUAACAAUCUGAUGUCUUUCUUACAAAACAUAAAAACAGUUUGGAUCACCAGAUUUUUUGGAUCUUUGACCUCAAGUCAGAGGCAUGAGCCCUCGCCAUAACAUUUAUUUGGGUAGCUCAACUGAUUUUCAAGACUACUGUUCUCCCAGAAGAGACCACCGCAAUCUUUAUUAUGGCAGUCCAUGUUCUUGUAUUUACUGAACAGACAUGACUUCUAAUUUUCUGUCUGUUUUCAGUGACACAUUUUCCUUCUGAUGUUCAACUCUGUUUGUUUUGAGAUCAAGCGCUACAUGAGAAAAAGCAUUUUCACUAUCCCUUCACAUAAUCACAAAAAAACUCUUAUUGUAAGACAGUCAUACAGAAACAAAGAAAGGUGAAGAAUUGACCUCUUGUGAUGUUUGCAUAUCAAGAUCAUAUAUUGUAAGUCACGAGCUCUCCUAGCUAGCUCCUAGCUAGCGUUUAGGAGGUAAAUUCUCAAAGAUAAGGUUUAUAUACUGGCAUAUUUGUUCUUGCAUACUGUACAGUAUAUCCCAUUUUAUGUGAUGUCACAUCUUCCAGUUUAAUAAAGAAAUUAUAUGGCUCCUUUACAGUUCUUUUUAGAGUUCUCUUUUAGACUCCAUUCCUCCAAAUUACUUAUCUGUGGGGUUGAUUCCAUGGGACUCUUUAUUGUAAAAAUAUUUUUUCACACUUAUCAUUAAUUGUUAGCCAAACUGCUGUUUAUUACUACUUGUGUAUUUAAUAACUAUUUAAGUGUUAGUUCUGUUGUGCAGUUAAAGCUUAUCAGUGUCAUUACACAGUUAUUUUAAUAAAAGUCUGUAAUUGUACAAUUGUAAUUUUUUUCAUAUCAGUACAUAAUUCUCCCUUUUGUUUUAUGUGUCUAUGUGGAAUAUUUAUCACAUCAGGAAAGGCUGUCACAGAGUGCAAUAUAUUCAUUUUAUUUAUUUCUUAAGAAAAUGGCCAUAUGAAAGUCUUGAGAUCAUAUUUCUUGUCUGAAUUUUAAAUAAACACCUUAAAACUA